GGGAUUUCUCCAAAACGCCUGGCCACAACAAAUCUCACCCUUAUCUUCAACCCCCGACUACAACAAUCCCCCAACACGACCACCGCCAUGCCGGCCGGCGAGCUCCGCCCGACGGCGGUGCCGUUGCAUCCCACUAGCCCUGCCUCCCCCACCGCCGCAGCGUCCGGCGACGAGGCCUGGGUAUGGGCUCAGAUCAAAGCCGAGGCCCGGCGAGACGCCGAAGCCGAGCCAGCUCUCGCCAGCUACCUCUACUCCACUAUUCUCUCCCACUCUUCCCUCGAGCGAUCCCUCGCCUUCCAUUUGGGCAACAAGCUCUGCUCUUCCACCCUCCUCUCCACUCUCCUCUACGACCUCUUCCUCAACACCUUCUCCUCCGACCCUUCCCUCUGCGCCGCCGCCGUCGCCGACCUCCGCGCCGCCCGCGUCCGCGACCCCGCCUGCGUCUCCUUCUCCCACUGCCUCCUCAAUUACAAGGGUUUCCUCGCUUGUCAGCAGGCGCAUCGAUUGGCUCACAAGUUGUGGAUGCAAUCCCGGCGGCCGCUGGCUCUAGCGCUGCAGUCCCGGGUCUCCGACGUUUUCGCCGUCGACAUUCACCCGGCGGCGAGGAUCGGGAAGGGGGUUCUGUUCGACCACGCCACGGGGGUGGUCGUGGGCGAGACGGCGGUGAUUGGGAACAACGUGUCGAUCCUGCACCACGUCACGCUCGGUGGAACGGGGAAAGCUUGCGGCGACCGGCACCCGAAGAUCGGCGAUGGCGUGCUGAUAGGCGCCGGGGCGACGAUCCUGGGGAAUGUCAACAUUGGAGAAGGAGCGAAAGUUGGGGCAGGUUCUGUGGUUCUGAUCGACGUCCCGCCGCGGACCACGGCGGUGGGGAACCCUGCCAGGCUCGUCGGAGGGAAGGAGACCCCGUCCAAGCACGAGGAGUGCCCAGGAGAAUCCAUGGAUCAUACGUCAUUCAUUUCGGGCUGGUCGGAUUACAUUAUCUAGGACUUCCCCGCCGGAGUUCCCUUCCUUCUGAGUGAGACUGCAAAGUUUUUGUGAUGCAGGAGUUAUAUAUGGGAAUGGAGAAGAAGGAGAAAGAAGAAACAACGAUAGAGAAUAACUCACAUUGUAGACUUGUUUGAGCUUCUCUUUGUCGGAGACUCGGAACUGUGUGCUAUUGAGCUUCUUGUUGAUUUCCCUGUUGGAAAUGAAAGCAGAAGCUCAUGAUAGAAGCGGGGAAAGGGAUAGAGAGGAUGAAGGAGGGGGAAUCAGGAUGAUGGAGAUUACUCUACAGUUUUGCAGACAGCAGCGUAGAAGUCAGCCGAGCUCAGUUCCUGGGUACUUUCUUUGAAAUACUUGUCGUAACAUUCUUCAAUGGCAGUAGCUAUAUCUCUGUCCUUGUUAUGGUCACUUCCUGCAAUCCCAGGUAGGUUUGGGUUUAGUUACAGGAUGAGUACAGAAAGUAGACUAGAGGCGAUAAUUAGAUAUUGUGCAGGUGAAGAAUAGUAAGUUUUGAAACCCAGGUUAGAUUUUUUUCAUUCCUGGAUAUGUUGUAACUUAAAUUGCGUUGAUUGAUGAUCGAUCCCCUUGCAUCAUAAGCAAGGCACUGGCUGUGGCUAGUUAUCUAUAUGUUGUUCCAGGUGUUGGAACCAUAAGCCCAGAAGUAUGGAACAGUUCCUAGAAACAGAAUUGAGACAACAUGGUUUUUGCAGAAUAAGAAAAAGAAACAAAGAAUUUCAAAUGGUGAACCGAGCAGUGGUAAUUCUGACAAUGGCGGCUGGUUAUUGAGAAAAGGGCUGCCUGCCUUGUACGUGCGCUCUAAUUAAGGAAUAAGAGAGACUGGAGAAGUAUUAUUGGCUGUGGCAGAGUAUCUGUCUUGUGUUGCCUUGCUUAGGAAGCAAAGCUGCAAAC
This is a messenger RNA of Linum tenue, 1893 nucleotides long. Lineage: Eukaryota; Viridiplantae; Streptophyta; Magnoliopsida; Malpighiales; Linaceae. The record is from the annotation of a GenBank genome assembly.